AGCAGGAUCUGCAGGAGGACAGGUCCGGGGAGGAUCUGCUCCUGUUGUGUGUCUGAGCAGCCAUGGAGGAGAUGGAGGAGGAGCUGAAGUGUCCGGUGUGCGGCUCGUUUUUCCGGGAGCCCAUCAUCCUGCCCUGCUCCCACAACAUUUGUCUGGCGUGCGCGCGGAACAUUCUCGUGCAGACCCCGGAGGCUGAGUCCCCGCAGAGCAGCCGAGCCUCCGGCUCCGCCGUGUCCGACUAUGACUACCUGGACCUGGACAAGAUGAGUCUGUACAGCGAGUCCGACAGCGGCUACGGCUCCUACGGGGGCUUCGUCAGCGCCCCCACAACCCCGUGCCAAAAAUCACCCAACGGGGUCCGGGUUUUCCCCCCCACCGUCCCCCAGCCUGGCCCCCAGCAGCACCUCCUCCUCCCGCACCCGGCCUCCCUACCCCCGAUCCCCCGCAACUCGUGCAUCACCUGCCCGCAGUGCCACCGCAGCCUGAUCCUGGACGACCGGGGACUCCGCGGCUUCCCCAAGAACCGGGUUCUGGAGGGGGUGGUGGACCGGUACCAGCAGAGCAAGGCGGCCGCGCUCAAGUGUCAGCUCUGCGAGAAGAGUCCGAAGGAGGCCACGGCCAUGUGCGAGCAGUGCGACGUCUUCUACUGCGACCCGUGCCGCGUGCGCUGCCACCCGCCGCGCGGGCCGCUCGCCAAGCACCGCCUGGUGCCGCCGGCGCAGGGCCGGAUCAGUCGCAGGGCCAGUCCCCGCAAAAUCUCCACGUGCACGGAGCACGAGCUGGAGAACCUGAGCAUGUACUGCGUGCAGUGCAAGAUGCCCGUGUGCUACCAGUGUCUGGAGGAGGGCAAGCACGGCACGCACGAGGUCAAAGCGCUGGGCGCGAUGUGGAAACUGCACAAGGGUCAACUGUCCCAGGCUUUGAACGGCCUGUCAGACCGAGCCACUGAAGCCAAGGAGUUCCUGGUCCAGCUGAGAAACAUUGUGCAGCACAUCCAGGAAAACGGUGUGGAGUUCGAGGCCUGUUUGGUGGCGCAGUGCGACGCCCUCAUCGACGCCUUGAACCGACGCAAAGCUCAGCUGCUGGUCCAGGUCACCAAGGAGCACGAACACAAGCUGAAGGUGGUCCGGGACCAGAUCUCCCACUGCACGGUGAAGCUGCGUCAGACCACAGGCCUCAUGGAGUACUGUCUGGAGGUCAUCAAGGAGAACGACCCCAGUGGCUUCCUGCAGAUCUCCGACGCUUUGAUCCGGAGGGUGCACAUGACAGAGGGUCAGUGGGGGAAGGGAACCCUCACCCCGAGGAUGACCAGCGACUUUGACCUGACCCUGGACAGCGGACCCCUCCAGCAAACCAUCCACCAGCUGGACUUUGUCCAGAUGAAGGUCCCAGCUGCUCCCAUGCUCCAACUGGAGGAAUGCUGCACGCAGAACAACAGCGCCACGUUGUCAUGGAAACAGCCGCCGCUCUCCACCAUCGCUGUGGAGGGAUACAUUUUAGAGCUGGACGAUGGAAACGGGGGUCCGUUCAGGGAGGUGUAUGUGGGGCCGGAGACCAUCUGCACGGUGGACGGGCUCCACUUCAACAGCACUUACAAGUCCAGAGUGAAGGCCUUCAACGCCAGCGGAGUGGGCCAGUACAGCAAGACACUGAUCAUGCAGACCUCUGAGGUUGCCUGGUUCACCUUUGACCCGGCGUCCGCGCACCCAGACAUCGUCUUCUCCAACGACAACCUGACGGUGUCGUGCAGCAGCUACGAUGACCGGGUGGUGAUGGGCAACACCGCCUUUUCCCGCGGCGUUCAUUACUGGGAGAUGACGGUGGACCGCUACGACAACCACCCCGACCCGGCCUUCGGCGUCGCCCGGGGCGACGUCCUGAAAGAUGCGAUGCUGGGGAAGGACGACAAGGCCUGGGCCAUGUACGUGGACAACAACCGCUCCUGGUUCAUGCACAACAACUCACACACCAACAGGACGGAUGGUGGCAUCGCUAAAGGCUCCACCAUCGGGGUGCUGCUGGACUUCACACGAGGACUCCUCAUCUUCCUCAUCAAUGAUGAGCAGCAGGGUCCGGUCGCCUUUGAGGGCCUGGACGGCUCGUAUUACCCCGCAAUCAGCCUCAACCGAAAUGUCCAGAUCACACUGCACACUGGUCUACCCAUCCCUGAUUUUUACACCCCUGGGGAGGCAGAUCCAACCAGCUCUGUGUGCUAAAGACUCUCCUCAGCGCCUUGGAGGAAAACCAGGAUUUCCCACAUCUCCUCUUCUCGCCUCCCCCUGUCCAUCCAAACCAAUGACCCCCCCACAGACACUCCACGGACGGCAAGCCAUUCAGUCCUGAGCCAUAUGUUGCAGAACUUUGGACAUAAGAUCACGAGCAGGACAAUGUCCACGCAUCCGGCGCUCUGCCACCCUGAAGGAUUUCAACUGAGCUAACUUCAACAAUCAAGACGGGAAAUUAAAGGAAUGUUUAGAGAGUUUGGUAAACGUGCUCAUCUGUGUCUGGGUCAAGACUUUCAGUAAAACGGACGAAGAAUGGAACUCCACCGUUUUAGUUUUGCAGACAGGAAAGAGUGAAGCUUUAGCUGCAUCAUCAUCAGGAGACUGUGAAUGUAAAGGUUUCCCAAAAUGUCAUAUUCUUUCUAUAAAAAUGUGCUUCGUUCAUGAAUGGGUUUGUUAGAAACGGCAGAAAUCUGAUCUGAACUGAUCUUUAGAUUUUAUCCUUCACGCUCACACCUUUGUUUCAGACUCAUGACUGGUUUAAAACCCCGAGAGGAGAAUGAGUCGGUGUUUGUCACUGUUUGAGCGGGGGUGAGUCGCGGACCAGAACUUUAGUUAGCCGUCUUAUCCAGCUCCUCGUCUGUGUCCACAAACUGCUUUUUUCAGUGGCUUAGCUCAAGUGAAACGUCUACGUUUUUCAAAAUGACAGCAUUAAUCGCUGCU
Nematolebias whitei (Rio pearlfish) is the source of this 2945-nucleotide messenger RNA. It is a transcript of the gene trim9, whose product is annotated as tripartite motif containing 9. NCBI's taxonomy places the organism in Eukaryota, Metazoa, Chordata, Actinopteri, Cyprinodontiformes, Rivulidae. The coding region runs from base 63 to 2216 and encodes 717 amino acids. The record is from RefSeq and is a predicted model, not a curated record. Gene Ontology annotation, molecular function: zinc ion binding; protein binding. The transcript has 10 exons.